Molecule: messenger RNA, 1308 nt
Organism: Paecilomyces variotii
Lineage: Eukaryota; Fungi; Ascomycota; Eurotiomycetes; Eurotiales; Thermoascaceae
Exons: 1
Coding region: 270-1205 (311 amino acids)
Source: RefSeq, a predicted model, not a curated record
GACUCAUCGGCUGUUCCUUCUCUAGCAGCGUACACACUGAGAGGAUAACUCUUACAAUAACGAAUGAUCGACCUGAUCUUCCUUAACGCAUCACUCGAAAACACGCUCGUUACGGACUCAUUACUAUCUACCUGUAUAUCUUAUUCUAUCCUGUCGCCCUCUUGACGCUGAUAUUUAUAUUUCCUCUUUCAAUUCUCCUCCUUUCAGGUGCGGGAGACGCGCACCAUUCGUCCUUGAGACUUGAUACACCACAGAAUAAUCGUGUUCGGAUGCAGAACCACCCAAGUAUCCGUUCUAGAAGGCGGGCGACUUUGUCAGGACCGGAAAAUGACAGAUUGAUACCCCAGCAAAGCCAUGACCUGGCAAGCGCCAAAUUUCGGCAAUACCAUCCACAGAAGAAGAAGAAGAAGGGAACAUCCAGUGUCCCUUUCACUUGUGCAGAGUCGAGAAGGGGCCCUCCUCGCUAUUAUGCUUCUAUUCCCCUAUUACAGGCUCGCAGCGAUGCUUUCCAGACACUGUCAGCAUGUCGCAACGUUAUCGCAUGCCUCGAAUUGACGCGGAUGAGCAAAUCCCGCAUUGGGUUUGCCUACUGGGUGGAUUUCUGGGAACGCCUCUAUGAACGCCCUCUUGCGCGCUCUCUCACAUCUAGAGUGUCUAUUGUGCGCGCAAAGGUUGAUACCAUCUUUCAGAAAACCUCAAAAGAACUUAAUCAUCUUACGUGGGAAGUGGAGAAGGGCGUCGCCGCAGCGGGGUCUGAAAAGGAAGUUCUGAGACUGUUGGAACGGAUGGAGACAGAUGUGGCAUUACAUCGCAGACGACGUCGUCGGAGUGCUCAAGCUUUACUGGACAAGCUGAGGGAUAGCAUCGAACAAAUCCCGGUCGAUGUAUCCGAUGAAUUAUUCGAUGAUCUGAAACGCGGUAUAUUUGCCCUCGACCCUUUCUGCGACUAUCACCCAGGAGAUCCCGAUGCAGAAAAACGGGACAGACAGCCACGGGAUGAACCGCUGGAUGCUGAAGGGUUCGUCCAGGGAGAUCCUGAACUUGCGUACCGGCCUGGGUUUGGCCGGGAGUUCAUUGGCGCCAUCCAACGGGUAACAGCAGGCCGAGAGGGAGAACUACCACUUGAGCAUUUUCAAGAUUGGAUUAAUGAUGACAAUGAGACCAUCAGACGGGGAGCCUUAAUGCAGGAGGGUAGCUUUGGUUGAAGGAAGCUUAGGGCUCAGUGUGAUUGUAUAUUUUUCUUUAUGUCUCUGUGUUUAUAUGUUGUCUAUAGAUGGAGUUUCAGGCGGUAGGCACUCGUUUUAUACG